AUGGAGCGUCUUGUCUCACCGAGCCCCUCCUGGAACAAUUCUCUCUCCGGCCUCCCCAUACUUCAAGCCUCGCUGCUCUCGAAUAUCUCUAAUGGGACCUCGCCCGUCGCAAGCCUCCGAGGUGGGGUAGAUCUGAGCCAGUCCUUGGCACUGUGUGCUAUGCUCCUCAUCGAUGUGCUGGCUGUGGUGGGGAACUUGGCCGUGAUGAUUGUCAUCUCUAAAACGCCACAGCUGCGCAAGUUUGCCUUUGUGUUCCACCUGUGUCUAGUGGACCUGCUGGCAGCGCUGGUGUUGAUGCCUCUGGGGAUGCUGUCAGACCGAAUCCUGGUGGACGAGGCGCUGUGUCGGAGUUACCUUUGCUUGAGCGUGUGUCUCGUGAGUGCUGCCAUCCUCACCAUCUGUGCCAUCAAUGUGGAGCGCUACUACUACAUCGUCCACCCCAUGCGUCAUGAGGUGAAGAUGACAGUGGGGGUGGUGGUGAUGGUGCUAGUGGGAAUCUGGAUUAAAGCCGUUGUCAUGUCGGUGCUGCCUCUCCUGGGAUGGCUGCUCCAGGGGAACCAGGGUGUGGGGACUCCUUUGGUCCUCAUUCACGGUCAGAGACACUGCUCCCUCCACUGGCCGGGAGGCAGGAACACACGGCUGCUCUUCAUGGUCUUCUUUACGUUCAUCUAUUUUCUGUGCCCCAUGCUGAUCAUCCUGGUGGUCUACUGCAACAUGUUCAAGGUGGCGCGAGUAGCAGCCAUGCAGCACGGCCCCCUUCCCACUUGGAUGGACACGCCGCGACAACGGUCCGAGUCCAUCAGCAGCCACUCCACCAUGGGGGCCAGCCUCGGUGGAACUGGCGCCCGCACCACCCCUCAAAGGACCUUUAGCGGCGGGAAGGCUGCAGUGGUCCUGGUGGCGGUGGGAGGCCAGUUCCUCUGCUGCUGGCUGCCAUAUUUCUCCUUCCAUCUCUACUCGGCUUCGGCGUCUACCUCUCCCGCCACGCUGGCCCAGCUGGAGGAUGUGGUCACAUGGAUUGGCUAUUUUUGCUUCACCUCCAACCCCUUCUUCUACGGCUUCCUGAACCGACAGAUUCGCGAGGAGCUGGGCCGCCACCUGACUUGCCUCUUCAAGCGGGCCGGGCCCAUUGAAGAGGAGCAGCUGCCCAGCCGUGAGGCCUCUAUUGAGGAGAACUUUUUGCAGUUCCUUCAGGGCACUGGAUGCAAUCUGGAGCCCUGCAACUCUCACAGCAGAGCCAGCCCAGAGGAGACCGAGGGCCUUCAGGAAUCAGCUGUUCAGCAGAACACGCCAGCUGAUUUCCACAUCCCAGGGCAGAUCCUUGAGGAAACCUCAGAGUUCAUACAGCGGCAACAGCUGAACAAUGAGCUACAUGUAUCAGAGAACUGCUGCAAAACUGUACCCGAGCUGUAGCCGCCUCUCAUGUACUCACUUUUGCCAUCUAUAAUCCAAUAAAUAUACUUAGUUUUAUUCAUAUUUUCAAAAAUGUGUAAAAUUAAUACAUCUUUUGUUCAUGCUACAACAGUGCUUUUAAGCUAAAAACCAAGUGAACUGCAAAACACCGUGUCUUCUUUGAAGAACUUAAGCUGUGCAGCUUUUCAGAGAAAGAAAAAAAACGGAUUUAUCAUGUGCAUCGUCUCACUCGUAUCAUGGAGAAUUACAUGCUUUGAGAGCCAUACUGUACAGAGUCGGGCUUUUUCUAUGCGAUGUUAGCAGAUGGACACUAAACCCUUAUUGUGUUAAUCACAGGUCAGCGGUGUGACAAACAUCACAUUGAAAUAAAAAGUGCUGAAACUCUGUGAGAGCAAAACUUCAGGGGGGGACACCGUUUUCACAGUUAAUGGAAAAAGAGCCAUUAAAUGACAAUUUUGAGACAAAUGCUCAUUGAAAUGUGACUUUGCAUGCAUGCAUUCAUUCCUUUUUAAAAGUUGUGUUCUCCAUCAGACAUUAGAAUAUAAUGUUCACUGUGAAAUUAAUCAUAACACAUCACUGCCAUUACAUCUGCAUCUUCCUCCUGUGGGAUCCUUUUUUAUUUUUACUACAGGGCAAAAUGUUCCCUCAGUUUAGUUUUUAAAGACUUUAAGAAGCCCCUUGACAAUCAGUUCAAAUUGACUCAGUGACUCAACUCAGUGAUACAGCAGGUUCUCUAUGAACAGACGUUUUAUUAUGAUUAUUUAUGAUCUAACAAUAAAACCUACUCUUCUGCACCAACAAAGUGUUAUUUUGUAGAACUGUCUGUUGGAAGAAAAACUAAAGUAAAAGGUAAAGGUUGUGAGUUAUUGUUUAGAAUCUGUUUCCAUCAAAGUGUAUUUAUUCCACUUGCACAUCUCAUAACACCAAGAAAAUAAUGCAAAAAUGUAGUUGUUUUCCCAGUAGAGAUGCAUGAAUAUUCAGAUUCAUUUUAAAAAUUGUCUUUCCACUUGAAAUAUUCAUCGUGUUGAACAGGAUCAUUUCACAGCUGGUGCUGCUGCUGGUAUUUAUAAUAAACAGGCUGACACACCAACGUAUUUUUAGUAAUUUUCCAGGAACAUCAUUAUCAUGUUUAUCUAGUCUUGUGAUUAUCACCUCCUCACCAAAAUCAUCUCACAUUGGUACACUCGUGAUUUCACCCUCUUCCACUCAAAGAAAAACAUUGUGACUGCUUUAAUUUGUAUGACACUGGUGGUGUUAGGGAUUUAAGCUUUGUAAACAUCAUAGGCUAACGGCACAGUUAAACUGUCACUUUGUUGAAACGAGGCGGCAUGUGGACAGAUUCGGACAUCGCGACCGGUCCCCAUUAACCCCUGAUGUCUGUGCUGUUUACAGGUAAACACCAGAGCAGUGGGAGUGCGCCUGUGUUUGUGCUCUAAACAACCAGGCUUGUUGUGGCUACACAGCACACAGGUGAGACAGUGCUUACACAUGGCAAGCUUUGCCUUUCGCCUCAUUUAGCAACAAAUGGAAGACUCUUGUGAUACUUUCUCUGAUCUCAGGUGGAAUACAAACAGUUUGCACAAGUCACACGAGCAGUGACAAAUGUUCCAAAGAAAAUGACAAGGCACAAAAACACAAUUUUGUCUAUUUUUAUACUUGCUCAUUCUUGUUGCCUUCAUCUAUUUUGGACUGCCUCACACUGGACUGUUAGAAGGAUCACAAGACGUACAGGAGGUUCAUAUUUUGCUGGGAGUCAGAACAAAAAAAAGGCCCCUUUGUAAGGAGGAGGCCAACUGUUCUUAAUUUUCCUGCGAUAUGACGUUGUUGCUGACUGUUUUUCAGAUGGGGUCGUCAUGUCACCUUGUUUUAAAAUGUUUCUUUUGUGUGCAGUAAUGUGAGGGCCCAAAAAACAGUGAGCUCAAGACGAAAUCACUGCCAUGAUCCUCAAUGUUCUACAGUAUGUAUGCAUUUUUUAAAUUAGUAAUGUAAAAAAAUAGAUUAUUAUAAGAAUUAUUAAUAUACAAUUUUAUGCAACAAAAUAACAAUAAAACUACCUUGAUUGAUUCCACCAGCAUACAGGAAAAAGAGUUUGUUUCUCUUUAGAUAAUCUUCCUCAUUGAGCCUUAUUGAUCAUCUCCUCUUCAUGGUACAAUGUUGUAAUAAAUUCAGAGAUAUUUCAUAUAGUCUGGGGUCAUUAAAAAACCCCUUAUGUUGAUUGAAUCUAUUCAAUCAGCUGGAUUUCCAUUACCCUAGCAGCAAAAUUGCCCCGACCAAUCUGAUUAAAUGCUUUAAGCUCUAUUUCUGCCACCAUCUGUUGAUUACGAGGGCAGAGAAAUAUGCUGUUCUGAAGGUGAACAGCAGAUAAUAUUCCCAGCCUCAGGAAUAUUCACGGACAUUUGUCAGCCACAGUUUUGUUCAUUGUAAAUCAUCAAUACAGUCAAAAUAUUCAUUUCUCUCUCAGUCGUUUUUUGUUUUUUGUACCUGAGCUGAAAAGACUGUUCUGAUUCUUCAUUAUUAGGCUUUGUGUGUCCCUUGUUAAGAUUUCCCUGUGUAUCAGUUGAAAUGAUUAAAGACACAGCACAAGUUUAACUCGA
Messenger RNA from Cottoperca gobio, 4007 nucleotides. It is a transcript of the gene gpr61, whose product is annotated as G protein-coupled receptor 61. Lineage: Eukaryota; Metazoa; Chordata; Actinopteri; Perciformes; Bovichtidae. The transcript has a single exon. The record is from RefSeq and is a predicted model, not a curated record. Bases 1 to 1413 code for a protein of 470 amino acids. Gene Ontology annotation, molecular function: G protein-coupled receptor activity. Gene Ontology annotation, cellular component: signaling receptor complex; endosome; plasma membrane. Gene Ontology annotation, biological process: G protein-coupled receptor signaling pathway.